Prunus armeniaca (apricot) is the source of this 612-nucleotide messenger RNA. The record is from the annotation of a GenBank genome assembly. NCBI's taxonomy places the organism in Eukaryota, Viridiplantae, Streptophyta, Magnoliopsida, Rosales, Rosaceae.
AUGGGUACUUUGACUGCUGCUUCCUCUGUGCUUCCUUCGGAUUUCAAACCUUCACUCCCUCUAUCUGAUCACAGAGGCUCUCUCCUGCACUGUACAAAAAUACCCAAGAAAAGAAACAGGGCCAUGGUUCCUGUUGCAAGGCUAUUUGGGCCAGCCAUAUUUGAAGCGUCAAAGCUGAAGGUUCUGUUUUUAGGAGUGGAUGAGAAGAAGCACCCAGGGAGCCUUCCAAGAACUUACACCCUUACUCACAGUGAUAUCACCUCAAAACUCACUCUGGCAGUUUCACAGACUAUAGACAACUCUCAGUUGCAAGGGUGGUACAACAAGUUACAGAGAGAUGAAGUUGUGGCUGAGUGGAAGAAAGUUAAGGACAAGAUGUCUCUUCAUGUUCACUGCCACAUAAGUGGAGGUCAUUUCCUUCUAGAUCUGUUUGCAAGGCUGAGAUACUUCAUCUUCUGCAAAGAACUUCCUGUUGUUUUGAAGGCCUUUGUUCAUGGGGAUGGCAAUCUGUUCAGCUACUACCCAGAAUUGCAGGAGGCUUUGGUUUGGGGUUUACUUCCACUCAAGCAUUCCAGAAUUCAACAAGGUGGAAUGUUGGGGUCCGCUCAGUGA